This is a messenger RNA of Mucor mucedo, 1601 nucleotides long. RefSeq names its product kinase-like domain-containing protein. The record is from RefSeq and is a predicted model, not a curated record. Gene Ontology annotation, molecular function: protein kinase activity; ATP binding. Bases 65 to 1438 code for a protein of 457 amino acids. Gene Ontology annotation, biological process: protein phosphorylation. The transcript is spliced from 13 exons. NCBI's taxonomy places the organism in Eukaryota, Fungi, Mucoromycota, Mucoromycetes, Mucorales, Mucoraceae.
AUUCAGCGAAAAAAAAAAAAAAGGGACCCGACUCUUUGUUAUUCUAGUUGAAUUCAAUGGUGUAAUGUGCCUGGGAAGUCAACUCAAGAACUUCAUCAAAAGUGGAAAAAGCACUUCUUCUUCAAGCAUAUCUCGACAGUCGACAACACAAAAAUAUGAGACAGCAGCUCGUAUGGUAGAGGAAGAGAAGAUUGCAAAGCAGACCAUGCCAACUUAUGGAGGACUGGAACGACUAUUAUACGAAGCUGUUCAACUGUCUACAAACGAAAAAGUAGCAAUAAAAAUUGUUCGCAAAUUAGAAUUAAAUAAUCAACAGAAAUCAAGCGUAUUAAAAGAAGUACAAAUCAUGAGGACUUUGGAUCACCCUUCUAUAAUCAAAUUACUCCAUUUCAUAGAGACAAAAGAGCAUUACUUCCUUAUCUUGGAACUUUGUGAAGGCGGAGAAAUUUUUCAUCAAAUUGUUCGUCUUACGUAUUUCAGUGAAGAUCUUGCUCGUCAUUGUAUUCGAUAUUUACAUGAAGAAAAGGGUGUUGUCACAGACAUUAAACCAGAGAAUUUAUUGUUUAAAGAGAUACACCAUUACCUUCCACCUGAAUUUGAUGAGCCCAAAGACGAUGAAGGCCAGUUCGUAGCCGGUAUUGGUGGCGGUGGAAUUGGACUUGGGUUAUACUGCCCAGAAAUUGUAAAGGACCCACGUUACUCAAAAUCUGUUGAUAUGUGGGCUUUGGGUUGUGUUCUUUAUACCUUCCUGUGUGAUUGUCCUCCAUUCUAUGAUGAAAGUAUUAAGGUAUUGACCGAAAAAGUCGCAAGGGGCAAUACCAUUCUUGAGCCCCUGCCAUUAUUGCUAGAACCACCAAGCGAUUUACCCAUUGAUUUGACUUCAGUACCCAUGUUUACAGCAUUGGUGGAAAACGUAGGUGUACCUCCUCACCCCGAAACAGAAGCAGAAGAAUUUAAACGCAUGAUUCAAGAACGCAAUAGAGAUGAGGAAGAAUUAGAAGCAGCUGUCCCUUUCCCAUCCGGUAUGUCAGCAUCCGUGAUUAAUUCUCGUGCCAACUCACGCGCAAAUUCACGUGCACCAUCCAUCACUGGAGCUUCAGGUACAACUACUCCCCGUCGAGAUUUUCUCUGGUGUGUCCUCCAUGAAGGAAUGUUUGAUAUUUCUUAUGCUGUGCAUCGUAUGACAGAGGAAAAACAACGAGAUACCUCAAAGAACCGCAGAUCGCUAUUUAUGAGUGCUGUUAAUGGGGAUGACGAUGAUAUAACGGAGGAUGAGAUAGAUUUAGUAACGGAUGAAACUUCUUCAGUCAGACCAGUGAAGAAGACACUCCCAGUAAGCGAAAAGAAGGUCAAAUCAAAUAAGCAACACAAUCUAUUUGAACUGAAUAUGAACAAAGCUACCUUUCCUACUCAUCAAGUUGAUGACUCUCAACAAUAAAUUAGGGCUGGUUCCUUUCUGUUUGAUCAUUUAUAUUCCUGCAUUCUACCACUAUAUCAUUAUCUUGACACACAUUUCCUUUUUCUUUUUCUUUUUCUUUUUUUUUUUUUUAACACUAAUAAUACUAAUAAUAAUAAAAUCAACACUCUUUUUUUUUAUUGAA